Elaeis guineensis (African oil palm) is the source of this 603-nucleotide messenger RNA. NCBI's taxonomy places the organism in Eukaryota, Viridiplantae, Streptophyta, Magnoliopsida, Arecales, Arecaceae. The record is from RefSeq and is a predicted model, not a curated record.
AUGAGGGUGGAGCAGAGUAAGAUUAUACUAUACAGUGACAGUCAAAGUACUCUGCAGCUGGCACAGAACCUAAUCUAUCAUGCACGCACAAAGCAUAUAGACAUGAGAUGCCAUAGGAUCAGAGAGCUAGUGGAGAAAGGUGAAGUGGAGCUGGUGAAGAUCCAUACCAAGGAGAACCAGUCAGAUGUACUCAUGAAGGGUAACAUCAGAAAAGUUUCUGGGCUUCUUGGUGUGGAAUCGAGGUAUAGAGGAUCGGACAAGUUUUGGGUGGUGCAUAUCGAUGGAUCCUCCAGCUCUGCAAGAUCUGGCAUAAGUUUUCUGCUCUUCGGGCCGGAGGGGUUCAUCACAGAGUAUGCCCUACGGUUUAACUUUUCUGCUACUAACAAUGAAGCCGAAUAUGAAGCUCUUAUCGUCGGAUUGAAGAUUGCAAAGGAGCUUGGAGUGCAGAAGCUAAAGAUCCAUACCGACUCUCAGUUGGUGGCCGGCCAAGUCAAGGGAGAUUAUGAGGCACGGGGGAAGAACAUGAAGAAGUACCUUCUGAAGAUAAAGGAUCUUGUCUCGACCUUUUCUGACUUCAAUAUCCUGCAGGUGCCCCCGGUUUGA